Phytophthora nicotianae INRA-310 is the source of this 195-nucleotide messenger RNA. RefSeq lists its product as hypothetical. Bases 1 to 195 code for a protein of 64 amino acids. The transcript has a single exon. The record is from RefSeq and is a predicted model, not a curated record. Lineage: Eukaryota; Oomycota; Peronosporomycetes; Peronosporales; Peronosporaceae.
AUGUGGAAGGAUAAGCUUUUGACUCACGUCAAUCAUAUUGACAAGUUGUACAAAAGGAAGCAACUUGAGAAAGGUCUGCCAGAAGUGCAUGUCCUGAUGGCGAAUUUCCUACAUGGAACGCCAGAGAAGCCCCCGCCUGUCACAGAGCAGAACAAUUUGAAUGCGAUGGAAGGUGAUGGUUUGGGAAAGGGGUAG